UUUUGCUUGCUGGUCGCAGAACCUGAAACAGUGCUCGGUUUAAAUUUUUGGAAAAUGAAGUGAAAAGUGACCCCGCUAGCAUCGAAUCGAGCAUAAAAUGGCCACCCAAAAGCCAGGCGAGUGGGCUAACUCACUGUUAAAUCGUUUCGAGGAGCAGCUACCGUAUCGCACUGGACCACAUGGAACACAGGCGAGACUCAGCAUCGACCAAACGAUGACGUGCUUGAUACAAAUAUCGCGUUAUCGGUUUUCCUUGGUGAUUUCCGGUUUGACCAAAAUGCUGCAACGCGUCAAUGAGAUUUUUAUUAUUUUGCAGUUUCAGCCACCGGCUUGUCGUGGUCACGAACCGGAACGUUGUGUAUACGAUUCGUUGAUCAUCAUACUGGAAACCCUGGAACGAUGCCUGUCGGGACAAUCGAAAGAUACUGCGCGCUUCGAAGAAGCUAUGAAUGUAAAAUUGCUUCUCAGAGAAAUUUGCCAGUUCAUUGACAUCCAAAAUGAAAACAACCAAAACGCAACAUCUCUUAAAGCGUUGGCUUCCAAAGUUCUAUACGCUCUGUCACAAAAUCAUUUCGGAGCUGUGUUUAAUCGUAUUUCAGCGCGGUUACAAGAGCUAAGCACCUGCUCAGAAGAAAAUCCGGACUACAGUGACAUCGAGUUGAUACAGCACAUCGAUCUGGAUGUUAACCGUUUGACAAAAUUACUGACGGAAACCAUACAGAAAUUCAAGUCGCUGAAAAAAUCAGCCCAUUUUAUUUUACUGAACUCGCUGGAAAAAGCGCUCUGGAACUGGAUCGAGUUCCAUCCCAAAGAAUUUGAAGAUUUACAACGCAACCCAAACGAUGAGUUAUCCAAAGGCUGUGAGACCUUUUUCGAUAUUCUGGAUUCGUAUGCCGAAAACAAGAAAGCGCGAUCAGCUGUCUGGCCGCUUCAGAUUAUGCUGCUAGUAUUGAGUCCGAAGGUCUUGGAGGAAAUUGUCAAUGCCGACUCAGGAGCUCCUUGUUCACCGAGGCAUCUUAAAAAGAAACAUUUUAUGGAGGGAAUAAAAAAGGGGCUAGGAGCGCACGCUUCGUCCAAACAAUCCACCGAAUCGGCAGCUAUUGCGUGUGUUAAACUGUGCAAAGCAUCCACCUAUAUCAACAUAAAUGAUUCAAAUAACGUAACAUUUCAGCUAGUACAAAGUGUCAUCAACGAUUUGAAGGCGUUGCUCUUCAAUCCUGCUAAGCCGUUUUCCCGAGGACAGGGAUAUAAUUUCCAAGACAUAGAUCUGAUGAUCGACUGCUGGGUCUCCUGUUUUAGAAUUAAACCGCACAACAACGAAGCGUUGAAAGUGUGCCUCAGUCUGAAUUCUCCGCCUGCAUAUCAUUUUGUAAUAGUGAGCUCAUUGUUGAAAAUUGUUACACAAGCUCGACUACCCUGGUGGCCACAAAUUGAUUUGGUCUACGCAAGGUCAGGGGAACUGAGAGCACUUUUCACAGAUACUUUGAAUAAAGCAACCCAGGGUUACAUAGCUCAUACACCGCUCAGAAUGAUUACAUCGCUUACGCUGAAAUCCAAAGACGCUCAAAGCAGACUCACUCGACCCGAUGAAGGUCCGGCCCACAAAGCGCUACUGUUGUUAAUGGUACGGCUUAUUCACGCGGAUCCAAUGUUGCUUCUCAACAGUCUUGGAAAAGCUGGACAUGAGGUGCAAAGUUCAACACUGGAGCUGAUCAACGGACUGGUAUCGUUGGUCCACACACCGACUAUGCCGGAUGUCGCACAGGAAGCUAUGGAAGCACUUCUAGCACUUCAUUCGCCGGAUAAAAUUGAAGUGUGGAAUCCAGAGGCUCCAAUAAAUACAUUCUGGGAUGUAAGUUCGCAAGUUCUAUUUUCAAUCUCCCAAAAACUGAUUCAACACCAGAUCGCUAAUUACACGGACGUGUUGAAAUGGCUGAGAGAAAUUCUCAUAUGUCGGAACACUUUCCUCCAAAGGCACAAGGACUAUGCCAAUGUUGGAUCUCAAAUUGCCAUUUGUAGACAAGCUCACAUCAAACUGGAAGUGGUAUUUUUCAUGUACCUAUGGUCGGUCGAUCUGGAUGCCGUAAUGGUUUCACUUUCAUGCUUUGGAUUGCUUUGCGAGGAGGCUGAAAUUCGUUCCGGAUCAGAUGAGCUAACUGUUGGUUUCAUUCUUCCCAACUAUCAUCUGUACCAGGAAUUAUCGCACACAUCGAGUACCCUGACUACCCAGAACGUUGAAUCGCGGUAUAACUUUUUCGAACACACACAAGGUCGUGCAACGUUACAGAAAAAUAUUAUGUCAUUAAUGAGAAAAAUUGAGCACUGCGUCAAUGGCGUCCAACCUGCUUGGGAAGAGACUUUUCGCAACUGGGAGGUAACAUCAAAAGUUCUUCAAAAUUAUCCUAAAGGGAAACCGGAAGAAGGUCAGGCGGAAGUGUUUCAUCGAAGUAUGGGAAAACGACGAGCAAGCCACCAGAGCUCGGAGCAUGAUUUGGAAGAACAAAUUACAGAAUGGGCUAACAUGACAUGGUUCCUGUUGGCACUCGGAGGCGUUUGUUUGCAGAAACCUCGUAACCAACGGCUUGCUCAGACUCAAAUACUUCCUAUUGGGAUCAGUGGACCAUCCCUAAUGCAAUCCACUACAUCCCUCUCGAGUUCGAGCUCUGGACGCGGAUCAAUGCACCCAAUAAUGGGCUCGUUAGUUACGUCAAUGGGUAUGGGAGGUGGAAGUCAAGAUGUGCAAUACUGUCCAGUCACACAAUUUAUCGGACAACUUCUGAGAUUAUUAGUGUGUAACAAUGAAAAGUUUGGGCCUCAGAUUCAAAAAAAUGUAAAAGAAUUAGUCGGUCAGGAAAUGUCCGCUCAACUAUAUCCAAUUCUUUUCGAUCAAAUACGGUCGAUUGUGGAGAAGUUUUUCGACCAGCAGGGCCAGGUUGUGGUGACGGAUAUUAACACGCAAUUUAUAGAACAUACAAUUUACAUCAUGAAAUCUGUUCUAGACGGUCGUCAAAGCAAAGAUCAAAAUGAUCAACCUGCAAACGCUGAACACCUUGGGGUUACGAGUAUUGAAAAUUUGAUGCUCGCUAUUGUGCGAUACGUUCGUCAUCUGGACAUGACCGUCCAUGCAAUCCACAUUAAAACGAAACUGUGUCAGUUGGUUGAGGUCAUGAUGAAAAGAAGAGAUGAUUUGGCAUUCCGCCAAGAAAUGAAGUUCCGCAACAAGCUGGUUGAGUAUCUCACUGAUUGGGUGAUGGGAACAUCGCAUCAGAUUGCUCCGCCUAGCUCGGGAGAUGUUACGCUCAUCACACGCGAUUUGGAUCAAGCCUGUAUGGAAGCUGUGGCUGCUUUGUUACGCGGAUUGCCGUUGCAACCAGAAGAAUCAGAUCGCGGUGAUCUAAUGGACGCAAAGAGUGCACUGUUUCUUAAAUAUUUUACUCUGUUUAUGAAUCUUCUUAACGAUUGCGUCGAUGGUUCAGAAGCGGAUAAGGAUACCAACAAUCCUCCAUUGCUUCCGCCACGUCCACGUGUAGCGGCCGGAAAGCUGACUGCACUUCGGAAUGCUACAAUUCAAGCAAUGUCGAAUCUUCUCAGCGCCAAUAUUGAUUCUGGUCUAAUGCAUUCAAUUGAUUUGGGUUACAAUCCCGAUCUACAAACCCGAGCAGCUUUUAUGGAAGUACUAACACAAAUUCUUCAACAAGGCACAGAGUUUGACACCCUUGCAGAAUCGGUAAUGGCAGAUCGCUUCGAACAAUUAGUGCAACUUGUCACCAUGAUCAGCGAUAAGGGAGAGCUGCCAAUAGCCAUGGCCUUGGCUUCUGUUGUUACAACUUCGCAGAUGGAUGAAUUAGCCCGGGUACUGGUAACACUGUUUGAUGCCAAACAUUUGCUUUCCCCAUUGCUGUGGAAUAUGUUCUAUCGAGAAGUUGAAGUAUCCGACUGCAUGCAGACCUUGUUUCGGGGCAAUUCUCUUGGAAGUAAGAUUAUGGCUUUCUGUUUCAAAAUAUACGGAGCCAGUUAUCUGCAAGGAUUGCUAGAGCCGUUAAUCCGACCACUACUGGACGAUCCGAUGACCAGCUUUGAAGUCGAUCCAGCGCGCUUAGAAUCAACCGAAGACAUCGAAGUCAACCGGAAGAACCUGAUUGCUCUAACCCAGAAAGUAUUUGACGCUAUUGUCAACUCUGCUGAUCGUUUUCCACCGCAGUUAAGAUCCAUGUGCCACUGCUUGUACCAGGUUCUUAGCAAGCGCUUCCCUAAUUUACUGCAGAACAACAUCGGAGCCGUAGGAACUGUUAUUUUCCUGCGUUUUAUCAACCCAGCUAUUGUUUCACCACAGGAACUGGGCAUCGUUGGCAAACAGGUUCCCACUCAAAUCAAACGCGGUCUGAUGUUGAUGUCAAAAAUUCUACAAAACAUUGCAAAUCAUGUGGAAUUUUCGAAAGAACAGCACAUGCUGUGUUUCAACGACUUUUUGCGUUCACACUUUGAAGGUGGUAGAAGAUUCUUCAUACAGAUAGCUUCCGACUGCGAAACCGUAGAUCAGACCUCUCACAGCAUGAGUUUCAUAUCGGAUGCCAAUGUUUUGGCGCUUCAUCGGUUAUUGUGGUCGCACCAGGAGCGAAUUGGAGAUUACCUAUCGAGUAGUCGCGAUCAUAAAGCCGUUGGACGACGACCAUUUGAUAAGAUGGCCACGUUACUGGCCUACUUGGGUCCUCCGGAGCACAAACCUGUCGAUUCCCAUUUACUAUUUUCGAGUUACGCUCGUUGGAGUUCGAUCGAUAUGUCAUCAACAAAUUUCGAAGAGAUUAUGGUCAAGCACCAGAUGCACGAAAAGGAAGAAUUCAAAACACUGAAAUCGAUGAACAUUUUCUACCAGGCAGGAACGAGCAAAGCUGGUAAUCCUGUUUUUUAUUACAUCGCUCGUCGUUAUAAGAUCGGGGAAACAAAUGGAGAUCUGCUGAUUUAUCAUGUCAUUUUAACACUGAAGCCCUUUUGUCAUUCGCCAUUCGAAGUGGUAAUCGAUUUUACCCACACCUGUUCCGACAAUCGAUUCCGGACGGAAUUUUUACAGAAAUGGUUCUAUGUGUUGCCAGAAGUUGCUUACGAAAAUCUUCAUUCGGUGUAUAUUUACAACUGCAACUCAUGGGUUCGUGAGUACACCAAAUUUCACGAUCGUAUACUGGCACCAUUGAAAGGCUGCAGGAAGCUGAUUUUCCUCGAUUCACCGGCAAAGUUGAACGAUGUGAUUGAUCCAGAGAACCAGAAACUUCCAGGGGCGACGCUGUCAUUAGACGAAGAUUUGAAAGUAUUCAGCAACGCACUAAAACUAAGUCAUAAAGAUACAAAAGUUGCUAUCAAGGUUGGUCCCACCGCGCUACAAAUUACAUCUGCUGAAAAGACAAAAGUAUUGGCUCAUUCUGUGCUACUGAACGACGUGUACUAUGCGUCAGAAAUUGAGGAAGUUUGCUUGGUUGACGAUAACCAAUUUACGCUAUCUAUUGCUAACGAAAGUUCGCAGUUAAGUUUCAUCCACAAUGAUUGCGACAACAUAGUACAGGCGAUCAUACACAUCCGAAAUCGUUGGGAAUUGAGUCAACCGGACUCUGUAACGGUACAUCAGAAAAUACGACCUAAGGAUGUGCCGGGCACGUUACUGAACAUGGCUCUGCUUAAUCUUGGAUCUUCCGAUCCCAAUCUACGCACGGCUGCCUAUAACCAACUGUGCGCACUGACAGCGACUUUCGAUCUUAAAAUUGAAGGUCAACUUUUGGAAACUCAAGGAUUAUGUAUUCCUUCGAACAAUACUAUCUUCAUCAAAUCGGUUAGCGAAACAUUAGCGACGAAUGAACCUCACCUGACGUUGGAAUUUUUGGAAGAAUGUAUCCAAGGAUUCCAGAGGAGCACAAUCGAGCUUAAACAUUUAUGUUUAGAGUACAUGACCCCAUGGCUUGCCAAUUUGGUGCGUUUUUGCAAGCCUUCCGAUGAAGGAAAACGACAGAAACAAGUAGCCAUGAUCCUGGAGAAGUUAAUCAAUUUAACCAUCGAUCAGAAAGAGAUGUAUCCAUCGAUUCAAGCUAAGAUUUGGGGUUCUAUUGGGCAGAUUCCAGAGUUGAUCGAUAUGGUUCUGGACAACUUUAUUCAUAAGUCUGUAAGUUCUGGAUUAGGAUCACCACAAGUUGAAAUUAUGGCAGAUACUGCAGUGGCGCUCGCUUCAGCAAAUGUUCAACUUGUGGCCAAGAAGGUUAUCGGACGGCUCUGUCGCGUAAUGGACAAAACGUGCCACUCGCCAACUCAGUAUUUGGAACAACACAUGAUGUGGGACGAUAUUGCCAUACUAGCACGUUAUCUGCUUAUGUUGUCCUUCAAUAACUGUCUUGAUGUUGCGCGACAUCUGCCCUACCUGUUCCAUACGGUUACUUUCCUAGUUUGUAGCGGAUCCCUUUCGAUGCGAGCUUCAACGCAUGGUCUAGUCAUAAAUAUAAUUCACUCACUAUGUACCUGUACAAAACCGUCCUUUUCGGAAGAAACCCAACGUGUUUUGCGUCUCUCGCUGGACGAAUUCUCCUUGCCAAAGUUUUACCUACUUUUCGGUAUAAGCAAGGUUAAAUCUGCUGCAGUGACUGCUUUCCGCUCUUCCUGCCGGCAUCCCAACGAUCGAUGGCUAGGCAAUGAACGUGUUUCCCAAACACCUCCGGCCGAUCGCGAACGCCUAGCUCUUCCGUCUCUCGAAGUUAUAACCGAUGCACUGUUGGAAAUAAUGGAGGCAUGCAUGCGAGACAUUCCUGAUUGCGAUUGGUUACAAACCUGGACAUCUUUGGCCAAAAGCUUCGCAUUUUGUUUCAAUCCAGCAUUGCAACCACGAGCCCUAAUUGUGUUUGGCUGCAUUUCGAAAAGUAUAACUGAUCAGGAUGUGAAACAACUACUACGUAUACUUGUGAAGGCCCUGGAAUCGUUCAAUGACAUUAUACUGCUCGAAGCCUUGGUCAUGUGUCUAACAAGGUUACAGCCAUUGCUACGGCCGGAAUCUCCAAUCCAUAGAGCGCUGUUUUGGGUAGCAGUUAGCGUGCUGCAGCUGGACGAAUCGACUCUCUACGCAGCCGGACUGGCUUUACUGGAACAAAACUUGCACACACUCAAUUCGCAACAACUUUUCGACAAACAGAACAUUGCCGAUGUCAUGAUGGCAACUCGAGAACCGCUGGAAUGGCACUUCAAACAGCUGGAUCAUGCUGUAGGUUUGUCGUUUAAAUCGAAUUUCCAUUUCGCCCUGGUCGGUCAUUUGCUCAAAGGCUUCCGACAUCCGACGCCAACGACGGUUUCCCGAACAUCUCGGGUGUUAACCAUGCUGUUGGGAAUAAUAGCCAAACCUCAUCGCAGGGAUAAAUUUGAAGUUACACCGGACAGUGUAGCCUAUUUAACAGCCCUUGUUUGCUUUUCGGAGGAAGUUCGAUCCCGUUGCCAUAUAAAGCAUACUCUUCCCCGAUGGCCCAUUGAGAGUGGUGUUAUCUUGGAACCGGGUUCGACCGGCGAUCCAUCGGUUGUUGCUGCUAUUACUGCUGGACAGGCCGGUUCUGGUGGUCAAAACGUGCGCCGCCAAAAGUCCUGGGAUAUGCUGGACCAAUCGGCCAUUCAAUUUGCCCGGCAGUCGCACAAAGUUCAACCACAUCCGGACCCGGCUAUCAAAGGAAAAUCCUGGCGAAGUUUAGACCUUAGUCAUAAUCCGCACCUGGGAAUGAUCGGUCAUUCCUCGUUUGUGUUACAUGCUUGUACUAAUUCAAAUACCACAUCUAACACUUCUUCCGCGUAUAACAACAAUACCAACAACCAGAACAGUAACACCACUACUACAAUUAUCACAAAUAAUAACAGUAAUACGACCGUUAGUGUCGGGAAUGCUAUCACUGGUAACUCGACGGCGGGUCAGAUAGCUGGAGGAGCGUAUCAACGGAGCGAUUUCCGCAAUCGGCGUUCCUCGUCCGAACCGGUCAAUCACCAGAUGGUCCUAACAAAUCCCAACAUUGCCAAGCUGUUGGCUCUUAAACAGGGCCACAUCUAUUCCGCCCCGCCUUCCGCCGUGCCGAGCGCCAAUGUUAACAAUACUCUCAAUACAAUCAUCGCUAGUACUAUCAUCACAACCAAUACCAAUACAGCAACUAUCACCACCAACCUUACGAUCACUACUACUACCAGUAUCACCACGACUUCCACAAAUACCAAUAACAGUACGCUGACGAUCAAUACCGCUAAUAGUAGUGCCACUAACAGCACUAGCCCGGCCCAAUCAAUCGAAGAUGUUGCUCAAGAAGAAGAAUCGAGCGAUUUUACAGCCGUCGUCGAAUGCCUGCAAGACAUUGCGGCAAUCAAAUGUUCCAAGACAGCCCGUAUGCUGUUCAAAACGCAACGAUCUUUCUCCGUGCCGACGCCAAGAGAACGCCAGGGCAAGUCUACCGAUCGACAGAAGGAACGAGGCUCACGAUCAUCCGUGUCCAAUGAAUCUAACGUGCUUCUCGAUCCGGAGGUGCUUCCUGAUUCAUCUACACAAGCGUUGGUUCUCACUGUACUGGCAACACUGGUCAAAUAUACCACCGAUGAGGCGGAAACGCGUGUCCUGUAUCAAUACCUGGCGGAGGGUUCCGUCGUUUUCCCGAAGGUUUUCCCCGUAAUUCAUUCGCUGCUCGAUCAAAAGGUCAACAAUGUGCUCUCGGUAUCCAACGAUCAAAUCGUGCUGGCCUCGGUGCAAAGCAUCAUCCAAAACAUGCUGGCCAGCGAGGAUGCUUCCCAACAACCGUUGCACUUCCUGCAGAGCUGUGGAUUCGGUGGCCUGUGGCGAUUUGCUGGACCAUUCACCAAGUACAAUAUGAUGGUAGAAUCCUCGGAACUCUUCGUCAAUUGCCUGGAGGCGAUGGUGGAGACUUGCCUUCCUGUGGAGGAGAACACUCCGAUGCCACCGUCGCCACGACCCUACAAUCUUAGCUCCAGUCUGAGUAGCCUGACGCUCGGGUCACCAACGGAUAAAGCCUUUUCAUCAGAAUCUCUAGAUCACGAUGGAUUUAGCGGUAGUGUAAGUUCCUUGCGCCGGGCUUCGUGCAGCAAGGUGCGCAGCGCGAAGCAUCGUUUCAUAGAUAGCCCAACCCACAAUAUUUAAACACGUUCUGGAGCACGCAAUUCGACAAUGCACUGGUAACAUUUCUAAUUUCUGCUUAGCAGUGGCAUGGUGAAAGGAAGGAGUACUAAUUGUUGAAGGUACAAGUAUUAAUCAGUCACAGAAAUGUAUGUAAUCCAGCGCUGUUGGGUGGUUUAGAACCGCCAAAUUAAGAUAAGCACAAAUUUCGCAGCAGAAAUUUAUCAAAUUUUAAUACUAUUCACUGUUCGAGGUGAUCCUUUAGAUAUGUUCGUGUUGUUUACUGAAAAAAAAACUAUCACCAAAUAGAUGUGUACUUUUAACGAUACUAAAUCAUGAAUAAAAAGGAUCUAAAUGGUGCAUGUUCAUUUCUAAUGUAUCAUAACAUAUAAACUACAUGCUUCAAGAAAAGCGCUUUGUGCUAGCUAAUCAAACCGGAAGUUAGAAAGGCUAAACUCAUCGAACAAAAGAAGAGACCAAGUGGUGGAUUGAGUGCGUGCUUAGCCAACAAAUUAGCAUUAUUCGGUACAUAGAAAAUACUGGUAACGAGAGAAGUGAAUGUUAAACUAUUUUCAGUUUAUGUUAAAUUUUAUCUAACAAUGUCAGCCGGUGCCAAAAAAAUUUUUUAUUGAAAUUGUUAUCAUGCAUUUUUAGAUAAUUUACAGAAAUAAUAAUAUUCUUCUGUGGUUUAAUUUUCAGCGAAAUUUAUGUUGCCAAAAGGAAAGUUUAUGAAAAUAGGCUAGGGAAAGUACAUACAAAGAGAAAUAAAUAUU
Uranotaenia lowii is the source of this 9891-nucleotide messenger RNA. It is a transcript of the gene Nf1, whose product is annotated as neurofibromin. The transcript is spliced from 11 exons. Gene Ontology annotation, biological process: regulation of GTPase activity. NCBI's taxonomy places the organism in Eukaryota, Metazoa, Arthropoda, Insecta, Diptera, Culicidae. The coding region runs from base 98 to 9142 and encodes 3014 amino acids. The record is from RefSeq and is a predicted model, not a curated record.